Messenger RNA from Drosophila santomea, 1035 nucleotides. RefSeq names its product transmembrane protein 216 (gene TMEM216). Gene Ontology annotation, cellular component: ciliary transition zone. Lineage: Eukaryota; Metazoa; Arthropoda; Insecta; Diptera; Drosophilidae. Gene Ontology annotation, biological process: non-motile cilium assembly. The transcript has 3 exons. Bases 618 to 1028 code for a protein of 136 amino acids. The record is from RefSeq and is a predicted model, not a curated record.
AAUUUCUCCGUUAGUGGUCCAUGGCCACACUUGUGCAUGUGCGUUAGAGCGCGGGGAGAGGUUCCUUUCCUCCUGGGCAGAGUUUUUUAUAUAAGCCCCUCUAUGUGCCACUCGUCUCUCGCCAACAAACCAACAACAACAACCAGGCAGGCCAGCGGGCAACAACAACGCACACGCGUAUAAAUAAACGUGAACGCAUGUACUUAAUAUUAGCAUAGAGUUGUCGCCUGCGUGCAUUGCAUAUACAUAACAUAACAUCCAUACACUCCCAUGACAACGGGAGUUCAUCCAGAAGGAGGGCAACAACAGUAACGGCGGAGCAGCCAGAGGAAGAGGAAGAGCAGAGGCGAAGGAGAACGAAAACAAGAAGAAGAAGCAGUGGAAGAGUCCAACAGGCACCACUCACCACAGACCGCCCAAAAGGUCCCAAUGCUGGCGUAAAGAAGCCGAAACACCUGCUGCUGCCAGUGGAAAAGCGGGAGGACCUGCUCCAAACUGCCCAGGUGACAUCCAACCGGUUAGAGGCGACGCACCUGCCGCCUUGAGGAACUGGGUGCUACGCAGAAGGACACGGAUACGGCAACGGUCACGGACUCGAUUCCGCAGUAGCGGCCACCAUGAACGCCAGCCUCAUCUAUGAGAUACUUAUGUAUCUUAACUCGUUCUACUUUGGCAUGUACGCCGCCUUCGAAGUGGGCGUGGGCGUUCUAAAGGCCAUCAAUCUCAACUACGGCGAGAACGCAUUGUCCCGGGAGGCCAGCAUCCUGCUCUCACUGUGCAUCAUCGAGACCGUGCGCAUUGUCUUCGGCCGGAAGAGCAGUCUAAGCGAUCGUGGCUGGCAAGCAACCGCAUCCGUAAUAUUAACACUGCCCAGUCUUGCUAUUGUUAUCUACUUGUGUUGUUUUCAAACCUUUGUUCUCAAACUCGAAAUUAUUCUGAGUGCCUUAAUGAUCACCCUACAAGGUGCUGAACUAGUCUACGCCAGCAUAUUCAUUUGUACAAUGUGUCGCCCCGUCACAUACACCUAGCAGUUGA